AUGACUCCACCGCCUAUGGGAGAAGUCGCCCACACGAGUACCGAUGCUCGAGAUAUGGGCCGUAUGGGCAAGGUGCAGCAAGUGAAGCGAUACUUUGGGCCUUGGGGCUUGAUGGGCUUUGCCUCAGUCACUGGCGCCGUCUGGCAAUACGUCCUCCUUACUCUCAUUUGGUCAUUCCCAAAUGGUGGUGCUUCGGGGGCUUUCUACAUGUACAUCGUCUGCGCUGUCGGGCUCAUGCUUAAUACACUAUCUCUGGCUGAGAUGGCAUCAACGUCAGAGCACCACUACAGUUUCCGGACAUGA
Saxophila tyrrhenica is the source of this 303-nucleotide messenger RNA. RefSeq lists its product as uncharacterized. The transcript is spliced from 2 exons. Lineage: Eukaryota; Fungi; Ascomycota; Dothideomycetes; Mycosphaerellales; Extremaceae. The coding region runs from base 1 to 303 and encodes 100 amino acids. The record is from RefSeq and is a predicted model, not a curated record.